Molecule: messenger RNA, 1341 nt
Organism: Aureococcus anophagefferens
Lineage: Eukaryota; Pelagophyceae; Pelagomonadales; Pelagomonadaceae
Exons: 7
Coding region: 1-1341 (446 amino acids)
Source: RefSeq, a predicted model, not a curated record
AUGCUUAUCCACUGGACCCGGGUGAUGCGCCAUGGACUGACCAAGUCCUCACAGGAGGACGAGGUCAGAGGUAAUCUUCGAUUAGCCAGGAAAAUCUACAGUCAUAUUAUCCCUCCAUGGCUCGAUUACAAGAUACUGAAGUUACGCGGUCGUAUUUUGAAUUGGAGCUCUGAGCGCGCGGCGUUUGAGGAAACUAAGUUCCAUGAGAGGACUGCGUGCAAAGCUUUUGUCGGGAUCUGCACUUUGGGUGGAUUUUUUAUCAAGAAGGGUCAGCAAUUGUUGUUAAAAAAGGGCCUCAUGCCGCCCCAAUAUUACGACGCAUUGAAACCGCUGUUAGCCGACGUUCCAGAGCGGCCAUUUCUGGUGAUGGCCAAAGUUUUUCAUGAUUCUACAGGUAAAUCAUUGUCGGAAGUUUUUGAGACCAUCAACCCGAAUUGCAUUGGCGCGGCGUCUCUGGCACAAACAUAUGUGGGUGUGCUCAGGCCCGAAUAUCGCGCUGGCAAAGAGGCACGAAAGGUGAUUGUGAAGAUCCAGUACCCCGAGGUGAGAGCAUACUUUGCCCUUGAUCUGAGAAUAAUUCUCAGACUGUGCAACUCCUUCUUCCCACGAAUGUAUGAGGCGAAUAAGGCGGCGCAGGAACAACACUUGCGCGAACUGGACAUGUGGAACGAGGCGCAAACACUUGAACGCAUGGGUCGGGCCAUGGCCCGUGCCGGUCUAUCGCCUCACAAAGUUGUGGUCCCACAACCAGCGCGCUGCUUGACGUCGAAGCUUGUAAAUGAUGGCUACCGAAAGAGCAAAAAAACCCUCGGUUUGGAUAUCAUCGAAGGAGCGGUCCGACUCGAGAGACCCAUUCAAUCUAGAUUGAAAAAUGAGGAACGUCUCGCGCGUGGAGCGAUGCCAAUAUUUGCGCCUGCAAUUGAACAUGCCCCACAGACCCGUGGCAAUGAACCUAGAUUCAACAGGCAUAGUUGGAGAAGAAGCGAACGCCAGAUCGAACGACUCCCCAGGAUUACGGCUGUGCUCGUCGAGCGUCUGGGUGUCGCUCUGACUCAGCUCCGCGGCCAUCCGGGCUCAUCGAGCCAGCUGCCCCCGAUACGCCCUUUAAAAGCAUCGAUCGAAUUAUGGUCAUCAAUCCCAGCUAUGACCGAGAUGGAGCAGAGAGCUAUAACAGAGCAUGACUGGUUCAGUAACUCACACAAAGCUGAAGUUGAGUUCUAUCGCACAUUCCAUGUCAUAUGUAUCGCAUUGAGUAGCCUCGUGAUUCCCAUCAUCCCCAUAAUUUGCAUUACCCUGUGUAGUUUUUACAUCGAGGACGAGGGAGCGCUCAGGAGCGCCUGA